AUGACUUUGGUGUCUAGCUGGUGUUUCGUACCUCUUACUUUUUCCUUUCUCUCUUUCUGUUGUCGCAUCAAAUAUCAUUUAUUCAUCCAUUUUCACACUUUUUCUUUUGUGCUCGCUUCAACCUGUCAAACCGGUGUUUUCCGCCUCCCUCUCUCCUCGCCUAGUCAUGCUGUGUCUCCUCUGUCCUUGCAUAUAUUCGCCCGUCGCGUCCUUUGA
Molecule: messenger RNA, 216 nt
Organism: Laccaria bicolor S238N-H82
Lineage: Eukaryota; Fungi; Basidiomycota; Agaricomycetes; Agaricales; Hydnangiaceae
Exons: 1
Coding region: 1-216 (71 amino acids)
Source: RefSeq, a predicted model, not a curated record